UAAUUUAAAAAAAUGAAGCAAGUCGACCGUCCUCCAAAUAACCCCAAGCGUAUAACAAUCCAGUCAAGCCAGGAGUGCUUCAGUGUUGACAUUCCCUCUGCAGAACAGCCUAGUCCAUGUCCAGAAGUUGAAAAUCCUCCAAAUGCUGACAGUCAAAAUGUGACCAAUGAAACAGUUCAGAUUGAUUCUGAUGAAGAUGACUUCAUGCCAGCUCUGAAGAAGCGUAAUGUUUCUGAAAGCCACACAAGAGUGUUAAGAAAAGUCGUGACAAAGAGGAUUAAACAUGAGGAGCUACCCCGACAGAGGCUUAAUGUGAGGUGCAACCCUCAAGAUGUCAUUGCAAGCAUUAACAUUUUGAAUGAAAGACAACGUGAGGCUAUAAGACGUAAAGGUUUCUCUUCCAUUCUUGAUAUGACAGUAGAUGCGCUGUGCAGUAGAUCACACCUCCAAUGGUUGAUGGACAAGCUAGACCCCAAGGAUAUGACAAUACGUCCUGGUCCAGGAAAGGAACUCAAGAUCACAAAGGACAUUGUUCAUCUUAUUCUUGGCGUGCCAAAUCAUGGAGGUGGCAAACCUUUGGGUAUUGAUGAAGCAGUUGCAGCAAGCAACUUGAGGGCAGAGCUUGGUGUGGCCAAAGAUGAGUUCAAUGUGGCAUUUCUACAAGAUCGUUUAAGGAAAGGCGAGGAUGAUGACCUUUCAAUCAGAUGUUUCUUCCUCAUUCUAUUCAACCAUUUGCUGUUUCCAACUGCUAGCUGGGGCAUCACAUAUCAUGAGGUGCUUCUCACAGAAGAAAUGCACCGUUUCCAUGAGAUCGACUGGUGCCAGUUGAUUUUUAAUGAUCUAUGUGAAGCUGCCAAGAAGUGGCACAACCGGAUCACCACAAAUGUCUCCACGACUAUAUAUGGAUGCUCCAUUGUUGUCCUUCCGGAGUGCAGGACCAAUAUUUUUGAUGCACCGCGCCCUGGCCCCAUGCCUCGGCCAACUUUUAACAUCAAACUUCCAUCUAUCAAAGAGAUGAUGUCAAGUAAGAUCAACGAUCUCCCACAUCGUCAUCGAUCUAAAUUCACAGAUAUUCUUGCUGCAUAUGACUUGGAGGUUGACAAGUCAUGCGUAGCCAUAAAAGACAGCAUUGACAAAAUUAUUGAGAAGCAAUACGACAUAGCAGACAAGUUUAUAGAAUUGAUAGACGAGGUACUACGUGCCGAGUCUGAAAAUUUGGAAAACGAGACUGAUGAGCCACAGCAACCGGGGAAUUCGGCUGAUUCAGCAGGACACACUGUUGAUGCCACCCAGCCCACACCCGAUAUGCCAUCCCAAGCUUCGCAGCUUGAGACCCAACUGGGUGGUACUCAGUUUGAAGAAAUUCAUGAAAGACAACAGCAUAUCCGUAGAGUCCUUGAGACCUUUCCCGAUGAAUCAGAUGUGGUUUCAGAUCAACAGAGAGGUGCAAUGGCAACAGAGGAAAUGGAACACAAUGACAGUGGGCCAGUUUUUGACCAGACCCCAACUCCUCAUGAUGAUACACUCAAAGGUACUACAAACUCUGGAUCUGAUCCACCCCUUACAGAGCAAGAGUGUAUUCGUUCUCUGUGGGAUUUAAUUUGUUCCAAGGACAUUGACCAAAGCAGGUACAUGUUACCCAAAUUACGAAUAACGUAUUUAUAA
Molecule: messenger RNA, 1665 nt
Organism: Zea mays
Lineage: Eukaryota; Viridiplantae; Streptophyta; Magnoliopsida; Poales; Poaceae
Exons: 6
Coding region: 13-1665 (550 amino acids)
Source: RefSeq, a predicted model, not a curated record